This is a messenger RNA of Equus caballus (horse), 2767 nucleotides long. RefSeq names its product ubiquitin conjugating enzyme E2 I (gene UBE2I). Gene Ontology annotation, biological process: protein sumoylation. Gene Ontology annotation, molecular function: SUMO conjugating enzyme activity. The record is from RefSeq and is a predicted model, not a curated record. Gene Ontology annotation, cellular component: nucleus. NCBI's taxonomy places the organism in Eukaryota, Metazoa, Chordata, Mammalia, Perissodactyla, Equidae.
UCCCGCAGGCCCCGCCCGCGCCCCGCCCGCGCGGGGUCCUCGGAGCGCUCGGGCUGCGCGCGGAGCGGGCUCGGGAGGGAAGUCCCGAGACAAAGGGAGCGCCGCCGCCGCCGCCUCGUCCGCCUCGCUCGCCGGGCCGCGGCCGCCCGAGGGACUUUGAAUAUGUCGGGGAUCGCCCUCAGCAGACUCGCCCAGGAGAGGAAAGCUUGGAGAAAAGACCACCCGUUUGGUUUUGUGGCUGUCCCAACAAAAAACCCCGACGGCACAAUGAACCUCAUGAACUGGGAGUGCGCCAUUCCAGGAAAGAAAGGGACGCCGUGGGAAGGAGGACUGUUUAAGCUACGGAUGCUUUUCAAAGACGAUUAUCCGUCCUCACCACCAAAAUGCAAAUUUGAACCACCAUUGUUCCACCCAAAUGUGUACCCUUCGGGCACGGUGUGCCUGUCCAUCCUCGAGGAAGACAAGGACUGGCGGCCAGCCAUCACGAUUAAGCAGAUCUUACUAGGAAUACAGGAACUUCUAAAUGAACCAAAUAUCCAAGAUCCAGCUCAAGCAGAGGCCUACACAAUUUACUGCCAAAACAGAGUGGAAUACGAGAAGAGAGUUCGAGCACAGGCCAAGAAGUUUGCACCCUCAUAAGCAGCGACCUCGCGGCAUCUAAAAGGAAGGGAUUGGUUUGGCAAGAACUUGUUUACAACCUUUUUGCAAAUCUAACGUUGCUCUGUACAAUUACUAGUCACCGGGGGAGGGUUGGACGGGCGCCAUUUUCCAUUUCCGCCACUGGUACACAGUUCUCGACUCGCUGAAUUGCCCAGAUUUUCAUACAGGGUCUCUUCCUUCAGUCUUUUGUAUUUUUGAUUGUUAUGUAAAACUUGCUUUUAUUUUAAUAUUGAUGUCAGUAUUUCAACUGCUGUAAAAUUAUAAACUUUUAUACUUCGACGAGCCGCCAGCGCUCGGUGCCCGCUCGCGGACGCGGCAUGCUUCUCCCGGUCAGCUGCGCGGCCCCAGCUGGCUGCAUGAGGAAGGACCCCGCCUGGCCGUCCCGCCGCACCGUUCUCUCUGCAGAACCCGGGUUGUGUUGCUUACGAGCCCCAGAUCCAAAGUCAGCCAGCGCCUCGUCUCCGCAUCACUUCCUUUGUGUUUAUAUGGCGUUUGUCUGUGUUGCUGUUUAGAGUAAAUAAACUGUUUAUAUAAAGGUUUUUGUUGCAUUAUCAUCAUUAAGUGUGAGGAGGCGGCCAGGCUGCCCGGCCCUCCCCGCUCGGCUGCAGGCCCUGCAGAGCACCAGCCUCGGCCUGAGCACGGCUCACUGUCUGCACUUUGGGUGCGCCCAGGCCCUGUGUUGCGCUCGUCCUGGUCCUUUGUAAAUAAUGCUGUGUACAGAGACGGUGUGUGUCCAGGGUUUCUGUCCCCCGCCCGAGUCUUUGGGCCGUAGGGUGCUAGAGAGUGCAGAUCUAGUCACAUUGGAGUUGGUGUCGAGACCCUUCCAAAGUGCGCCCGGGCAUUUAGGAGGAUGAGGUGCCUAAAUCCAGGCCAGGUCGAGGCCGUGAGGACCAUGUCCAAGCAGCUCACCCUCAGUGCCCAGCGCAGGCCCCUGGAGGUGGCUGGGCCACUGCAAUGGCGCCUUCCCCAUGGGUGGGGCAUGCGGCCUCCUCCCGUCUGGCAGUGCGUUGCUGGCCCAGGCCUCAGUGGCUGCCCUCGGGCCUCUGCAUGUCGUGGCCACAGCCUUCCCAUGCUCACCCCGUCAGCCUCCACCCCUUGGCGCGGGUGGUCCCUGGCGCCAGGACACCCUGAAAGCAGCUGUGAGGGCCACUGUCCACACACUCUUCCUCUUUCUUGAACCAUUCUGAUCUUGGGCUGCCCACGGAAGCCACUGUCCUCAGAAAGUGGCCCGGACCCUGAGCCCACUGCAAGCCUCCCAGAGCUGCUGGCUGCUCUGGUGGGAAGUGGGCCUGGGGCCCGGCUCAGCAGGGAGGUGCCAUAUGGAGACAGGAAGUAGCAGAGGGGGACAGGCCCAGUGUCCCACAUCCCAGCCUUGGUGAGGUGGGUACCUGGCCUUCGUUCAGGUACCAGAAGCACAGUGCUGACCAGACCGGAGGCCUGGAGCCAGCCUGCACCAGUUGGCCUCACCCUCCCACCCUGAGGACCCUUAUUGUUGGAACUGAGUGGCCUGUGGCUCCACCCCGAAUGAGGAGGGUGGUAACCCCCAAAGGGGCGAGAGGGCUGGUGGUCCUUGGCUUGCCCCAGGAACCUGCAGCCCUCAAGCUGUCAGCACCUGGUGGCCCCAAGGUCCCUGUGCCUUGUCCCUUGCUCAGCGGGACGUGUGUCGGUUGCUGAGCUCUCGGUUGGAUGUCCAUGAUUUAUUUCUAACGCAGAGGGCCUUACGGGGGUUCAGCGGGCGUGUGUUUGUACCCUCUCCCAGAAUGUCUUAUUUUGUAAUGACUGACUACACUUAGAAAUAGUUACACAUGUAUAUGGUUAAUAUAUAUGGAAAUUCAAUCUAUUUUCUAGUUAAAGCAUUCUGAAGUAACUGAUGUUUCUAGCAAACUGUCGUGACUUUGGCUAAUGAAAUGUCCUUUUGUGCCACAGUCCUUGGCUUAACAAAGAUGUGAUCUUGUAACACGAGAGCUAUGAAAUGUGAUCAUCCUGUUUCUACUGUAAGGGGAGAGAGUGUGUUCCCAGCAUGAGGCGCCUAAUAAUUAGUAAGGAAUUGUGGGCAAUAGAUUAACCACUGUAUCUAAGAAUCCUCUGAUUAAAACAUUUCCACAAA